Molecule: messenger RNA, 717 nt
Organism: Harpegnathos saltator (Jerdon's jumping ant)
Lineage: Eukaryota; Metazoa; Arthropoda; Insecta; Hymenoptera; Formicidae
Exons: 3
Coding region: 20-640 (206 amino acids)
Source: RefSeq, a predicted model, not a curated record
UCGUGCAUCAGUGUGCUUUAUGUCCUCAAGCGACGCCGGUAGGUCCCCCCCGGUUGACAUGGCGCAGGCACUCCAUGUUCGAAACCCUUACCCUGUGCCGGACAUCUCCCGGGAAGGAGCGUGGGUGUCGAGCGGGCCCGUGUUGGGAGAUAAAGUCUCGCCGUCGGACAGGGACUGGAACGCCAAGUUGAGCGCCCACGAGCGUCUCUUCGCUCACCACACCCUCAACAGCAUCCGAAGGGACCAGCGGCUGGUCAGGCCGAAGGUGCCGGACGACGCCCUCGACUUCGCGCUGGACGCCGUCUACGUCCACAGCCGGGACACUCUGGUGCCGAAGAUGUACGUGUCCAUGCAGCCGGAGACGCUCGGCAAGGAAACGUGGCGCGUCCUGCGGAACGAGAUCAAGAUCGCGCCGAAAACGCCGAAACCGGACAGGCCGACGCAGAACGACGAGGACGAGGAGCUUAAACCGGCGGUGCGGGGAGCUUUUCUGGCGGAUAAAACGAGCUGUUACUGCGGGCCAGCUUUGCCGCGGAGAAUCCAUCCGAGCAGCGUGAAAUUAAAUAUCGAGAGUCCUCAUAUGGAACAAUCGAAUCCCGGAUACAGUCGCAAAAUCGACGGAACUUUUUACAGUAUUUAAACACGGAUUUGGCCGGUGUUUGAGCGGCACGCUUGGAGAACGUCCGGAUUAAGCUGAAACCUGCAAUUCGCCGAAUG